AUGGAAAGCAAAGAUACAGCUACAAUCGUUGACGAGCAUUACGACUCCUGGUUUGUUCCAGGCCUCUCAGAUUUUGUGAGAGUUCCCAAUCUAACCAUGAUGGCUGACAAUAACUUCGCUACUAAUGGACUUAUUCAACAAGCUAUGGAAUGUGUUGACAACUAUAUUAACAAGCUAGAUGUAUAAGGAUUAAAGAGACACGUUUUCCACCCAGAGGGAUCAAAUCCAUUAGUAGUCUAUGUUAUUGAUGGAAGCGAAGGUGCUACUAGAAAUGUCAUGCUCUAUGGUCAUUUGGACAAACAACCAUGGGGUGCUGGUUGGGAAGAGGGUCUUGCCCCCAAUGAUCCUCAAAUCAGAGGAGAUUACAUGUACGGUAGAGGUUCCUCAGAUGAUGGAUAUUCAGCAUUUGCAACCAUGCUUGCAGUUAAGUCAAUUCAACUAGCUGGUGGAAAACUCCCCAGAGUAGUAUUAGUACUUGAAACUGAAGAAGAGUCAGGCAGUCCAAAUCUUAUCCCACUCUUAAAUUUAGCAGAGGAUGUUAUUGGCAAGCCAGAUGCCUGCUUCUGUAUGGAUUCAGGAGCUUUAGAUUAUGAUUAACUUUGGUUAACUUCAUCACUCAGAGGAGUCUGCAAUGUUGAUCUUACUAUUGAAGGAGGAAAAGUUGGAUAUCACAGUGGUGAGACCGGAGGAAUUAUUCCAGAAACCUUCAGAGUUGCAAGAGCUCUUCUUAACAGAUUAGAUAACUGCGAUACUGGAAGAGUGACAGAAGAUCUUUAAGUGCCUGUUCCAGAUUUCAAGUAACAAGAGGCUGAUAGUCUUUCUGAGAAGUAUGGAGACAAAUUAUUCAAGAAGUAUAAUCUUAAUGAAGGUGUUCAAUAUAUAAACGAAGACAAUAUUCCAGAACUCUACUUGAACAAGGUGUGGAGACCAAAUCUUUCAAUUACUGGUGCUGAGGGUCUUCCUCCCAUUGCAGCUGCUGGAAACGUCCUCAGACCAAAGACCACAAUCAGAUGCUCAAUGAGACUUUGCCCAGCCUUCGACGCUCACGAAGCUGAGAAGAUUAUUACCAACAAAUUGACAACUGAUGUUCCCUAUAAUGCAAAGGUCACUGUAAGUGGUGGUCAUGCUGGUAAUGGAUGGUGUCAAAAGCAUCUAUAAGAAUGGCUUCACAACGCCCUCACUGAAGCUGGUCAUAAAUUCUUCGGUGGAAAAGACUACGGUUCUUUCGGAGAAGGUGGAAGUAUUCCUUUCCUCAAUGAACUCCAAAAGAAGUAUCCAGACACUCAAAUUGUAGCAAUGGGACUUGUUGGACCAGGAGCUAACAUUCAUGGACCUAACGAAAACAUUAACCUAGUUUAUGCGAAAAAAUUGGUAAAAACACUAGCUCAUGUCAUUAACCAAGCAGGCACUGUUUGA
Messenger RNA from Stylonychia lemnae, 1416 nucleotides. Lineage: Eukaryota; Ciliophora; Spirotrichea; Sporadotrichida; Oxytrichidae. The record is from the annotation of a GenBank genome assembly.